This is a messenger RNA of Vicia villosa (hairy vetch), 2566 nucleotides long. Its product is annotated as calmodulin calcium-dependent NAD kinase-like. Bases 339 to 1877 code for a protein of 512 amino acids. Gene Ontology annotation, molecular function: ATP binding; kinase activity. Lineage: Eukaryota; Viridiplantae; Streptophyta; Magnoliopsida; Fabales; Fabaceae. The transcript is spliced from 9 exons. The record is from RefSeq and is a predicted model, not a curated record.
ACCACCCCAUGAAUCCAAUUAAAAACAAAAUUAAAAUUAAAAUAAAUUAAAAAAAGGCUCUUUCUUAUUGGUUGUGCCUAAGAAUGUGGAUUUAGGGUCGUGUCCAUGCAAGAAUUGCUCACUUAAGAGUGCCAUGCAAAGUUAUAGAUCCACAUGUCAACUUUACGACAUACGUACUCCAAACAAACAUAACUGUUAAUAUCCAACAAACAACGAAGGCCACAGGAGUGAAGAAAUUCCUUCAUCGAUCAAACUGCAGAAUCAAAGUAAAAAAAACAAAGCCGAAGACACAAAUUAUAUAUCCUUCAUUACACCUUGUGGUCAUUGGCUUUUGAUUUAUGGAUGACAUACAGACAGAUUAUGAUGCCAACCCCAGCUUUACACAGAUCUUGGUAAUCUCAUCUAUUGGGUUGAUAUUUUUCAUAGCAUUGCAUUAUCACCUCAAAAAGAUUAGAGAUCAAAAGAUCAUUCCACGUUUAAGAUUAUCGCGCGCAGGUCACCCCCCAAAACUCGAAAGAUUCUCUCAUUACGUAGCUAGGCAAAUGGGGUUCAAGGAUAGACGAAUCGGUCCUGAUCUAAACAGAUUGGCUUCUGAAUACAUAAGCAAAUAUGAGGGGUUUGAAGAUGAUAUAUAUGCCUAUUUUGAGAAUGAACCAGAUGCUGAUUCACUUUAUGUCAAGUUGGUGGAAGAGUUUGAGAGAUGCAUUCUUAGUUACUUUGGAUUUCAUUGGAAUCAUUGUGAUAUAUUGAUAAGUCAGGUGUUGAGCUCGGAAAUUUCUGAGCCAAAAAAGAAGUUAAAGAACAUAGUUAUGGCCGCCACUAGGGAUCAAAGGUUUGAGAGAGUUGCCAAGAGUCUGAAGGUGGCUAGUGUUUUUAAUACAUUAGUGGAAGAGAUGAAAGCGAUGGGUAUUGCAGUAAAUGAUGACUCUCAAUGUACAGAGGUAAUGGCUCCUGUAGCUCACAGUGAUAGGAGCCCGGUCCUCCUUCUAAUGGGGGGAGGUAUGGGAGCUGGCAAGAGCACAGUACUCAAGGAUAUUCUCAAAGAACCUUUCUGGGCAGGAGCUUCAGGAAAUGCCGUAGUCAUUGAAGCGGAUGCCUUCAAAGAAUCAGAUGUCAUCUACAAGGCACUUCGCUCAACAGGCCAUCAUGACAUGAUUCGAACGGCCGAACUGGUACACCAAUCAUCCACAGAUGCAGCAUCAUCCCUCUUGGUAACAGCACUAAAUGAGGGUCGUGAUGUAAUUAUGGACGGCACACUCUCCUGGGUUCCAUUUGUUGUGCAGACAAUAACAAUGGCUAGAAAUGUUCACCGCCGCCGUUAUCGCAUGGGAGUUGGCUACAGAGUCAACAAAGACAGAAGCGUAACUGAAAACUAUUGGGAACGAAUUGAAGAUGAAGAACCUGAACAAAUUGGAGGAAAAAAGAGAAAACCAUAUAGGAUUGAGCUUGUUGGAGUAGUGUGUGAUGCUUACCUUGCUGUUGUUAGAGGCAUAAGGAGAGCUAUCAUGUGUAGAAGAGCUGUGAGAGUAAAAUCGCAAUUGAAAUCCCACAAGAGAUUUGCUGAUGCAUUUAUGACAUACUGUCAAUUAGUAGACAAUGCCCGUCUAUACUGCACAAAUGCAUUGGAAGGCCCAGCCAAGUUGAUAGGAUGGAAAGAUAGAGACAGAACCUUGCUGGUUGAUCCAGAUGAAAUUGACUGUUUGAAGAGGGUUGCAAAGUUAAAUGAAGAUGCCAACUCCAUAUAUGAACUCUACAAACAACCCAACCCAGCUUGUGAAGCCGGAUCCGUAUGGAAAGACAUUGUAUUAUCUCCUUCAAGGUUGAACAUCCAACAAGAGCUCAAAUUUUCAAUCCAAGAAAUUGAGCGCUUGAAAUGAGAACUUCAAGGAGCACAUAAAAGUUCCCACCUACGCAUCUUUUCAGACAAGGAUAAUCAGAUGAAAACCAUCAAGAGCAGACAAGUAAACCAUGUUGAAAUUUGUGACAUAAGAUUUUUUGUAUGUUUUAUCAAUGUUAGCUAGUUACCUGUAUAAACAAACAGCGUGUAGUCAGAAUUUUGUAGCAAACUGCUCAUAUGCAGUCAAUGCCUGUAGAGUACAUACUGCACAACGGUCAAACCAAUCAAUCAAACAACCUACAUGGAGAAAUUCUUUAAUAAGGGAGGGCUCGCAUAACAAAAGUGGCAUGCAUCUACAGUAGGUAUAUCUCGUUAUUAGAGUAUAUCAGAUUAGAAUCAGUAAAAACGGUUGGUUAGUUAGUUACUAUUAGAAUGUCUGAAACUGUAAUUUGCAAUUAUUCAUAGAUGCAGAAAGUAUAGAGAUGUAUGAACAGAAUACUGAAUUAAGCUUCUCUGUUUUUAUUGAAUGAAUUCUAUUACAAUUACAAUAGAGGCUAAUAAUAUUUAUAGGAUGCCUAAAGGAUAGGGAGAGACUGACUUUAGCCAGUUUACUGAUUGACAUGUGCCAGUCAGUUAGUUACAUCAUAGCUUAGUUAGAGACAUUACAACAGAUUCAGUUACAUGGCUUAACAUAAUCAGUUAGACGGUAAUGCUUCAGUAAGACAGGGU